GAGAAGAGACCGUCCUCUAGUCAAGUUAGCGUUGUGUUUUCACACUUUCAUGGCUAUGGCGACACAUUAACGUCGUGUCCUGGCGCGGUCCCAGUUGGAUAGUAUAAACUUGAGAGGGGAAAAAAAAACAAUGUCGGUGAACGUGUGUUUGUAUUUAAUUUCUCGCCUUCGUCACAAUGUUAACACUCGAACAGCUCGCCUGGUCAGAAGUAGCCGUCAUGCGGUUUCGGGCCCCGUUUCAUUGCAUAGAGAGCACCCGGUGUGUACCGUGGUUCGCAGCAGGAAUUGUUCUUCAUCCUCUAAACCUCCGGACACGUCUCUUUUUCUCCCUCUCACGCUGAAGACGGACCUGUCUGCUGAAGGGAGUGUGGGAGCGGAGCUGACCCAGCCUCUGGAUAAAAGUGAGCUUUUAAAAAUUGCAAACCGGUUUUACAAGAGGAAAGAGAUGCAGAAGCUGGCUGCAGAUAACGGACUGGAUGCACGACUCUUCCACCAGGCCUUUAUUAACUUCAGGAAAUAUAUCCUAGAGGUGCCAUCACUCCCUGCUGAUCUGCACAUCAUUCUCAGUGACAUUUGUUGCGGAGCAGGUCACAUAGAUGACAUCUACCCAUAUUUCAUGCGACACGCCAAGCAGAUAUUUCCCAUGCUUGACUGUAUGGACGACCUAAGGAAGAUCUCUGACCUCAGAGUUCCUGCUAACUGGUACCCGGAGGCCCGCGCCAUCCAGAGGAAGGUGAUCUUCCAUGCCGGCCCCACCAACAGCGGCAAAACCUACAACGCCAUCCAACGCUACCUGGCGGCAAAGUCGGGGGUCUACUGCGGACCCCUCAAACUUCUCGCCCACGAAAUCUUUGAAAAGACCAACCAAGCUGAUGUACCAUGUGACUUGGUUACUGGCGAGGAAAGGACGUUUGUGGACGCGGAGGGUCGAGCGUCUGGUCAUGUGGCCUGCACCAUCGAGAUGUGCAGCGUCACAACUCCAUAUGAAGUGGCUGUGAUCGAUGAAAUUCAAAUGAUCAGAGAUCCUUCACGAGGCUGGGCCUGGACCAGAGCUCUGCUGGGUCUCUGUGCGGAGGAGAUUCAUGUGUGUGGUGAACCUGCAGCCAUUGACUUCGUCAGAGAGCUGAUGUAUAGCACUGGAGAGGAGGUGGAGGUCCAUACUUACCAACGUCUAACUCCGUUCUCCAUCCUGGAUAGCGCUGUGGAGUCUCUAGACAACCUGAGAGCAGGGGAUUGCAUCGUGUGCUUCAGUAAAAAUGACAUCUACUCCAUAAGCAGGCAGAUUGAAGCCAGGGGGCUUGAAUGUGCUGUCAUUUAUGGAAGUUUACCUCCAGGCACCAAACUCUCUCAGGCCAAGAAGUUCAACGACCCCGAUGACCCCUGCAAAAUCUUGGUAGCAACAGAUGCUAUUGGGAUGGGCCUUAAUUUGAGCAUAAAACGUAUCAUCUUCAACAGUCUAGUGAAGCCGAACGUCAACGAAAAAGGGGAGAAGCAGAUGGAGACCAUCAGCACGUCGCAGGCUCUCCAGAUCGCCGGGCGAGCCGGAAGGUUCUCUUCCAAGUUCAAAGAGGGAGAGGUAACCACCAUGCACAGAGAUGAUCUUCCAGUCCUAAAAGAUAUACUAAAUCACACUGUGGAGCCCAUUGAGACUGCAGGUCUUCAUCCCACUGCAGAGCAGAUUGAGAUGUUUGCUUAUCAUCUACCCGAUGCUACUCUCUCUAACCUCAUUGACAUUUUUGUCAGCCUCUCCCAGGUGGACGGCCUCUAUUUUGUCUGCAACAUCGAUGACUUUAAGUUCCUGGCUGACAUGAUUCAGCACAUCCCGCUCAACCUGAGGUCACGCUACGUUUUCUGCACGGCUCCCAUCAAUAAGAAGCAGCCUUUUGUAUGCACAUCUUUCUUAAAGUUCGCCCGUCAGUUCAGCCGAGACGAACCCUUGACCUUUGACUGGGUCUGUCGGCAUGUCAACUGGCCUCUGGCCCCGCCCAAAAACAUAAAAGACCUGGUUCACCUGGAGGCUGUUCACGACGUGUUGGAUCUUUACCUCUGGUUAAGUUACCGUUUCUUGGACAUGUUCCCUGACACUGCCUUUGUGCGGGAAAUCCAACGGGAACUGGACGCCACCAUCCAAGAGGGCGUACGGAAUAUCACGCGUCUCAUCCGAGCCACAGACCCGGCCAUCACCGGCCCACUCCAGGCGCAGAGAAACCGCGUCCAAACCGGUGCCUCCGGUAGCCACUCGUCAGGAGUCAGAAGUCUGAGCGCUUCAAAAGGCUUGAAACAGACCGUGGACAGCUCGCUAGCUAACCGCCUGGUGCGAGACGGACUUUUGACGUCCGAGAUCCUGCAGCAGCUGCAGAGGGAGUGGUCUAAAGAACAGAAGAAAGAGUCCAGCAAUCAGAGCGCACUGGAUAUUAAACUUAACAGUAACAGCAACAAAGACAACAAGAGGAAAAAGAGGAAAUGAAUCAUCAUUUAAGAAGAAACUGGUGGACCAUACAAUGUGUAUCAUGUAAUUUACCCCUAAAAUCUAAAAUGUUAUGUUUAAGGUAAUACAGUAUUUAGAAUAAAGUCACUUAAUUGAUAAAGGUCUUGUUUUGUAUGCAAAGGUAUCGAUUUAAAAUCUUACAUUUUCUAGCAUUGCAAGGUCAGUUUCACUUUGCCUAUAGGUCAAAGGUGCACAACCUUUUCCCAGUUUCAGUUCUCUGAGAGCCAAACUAAAUUUGAGAAAAAUCUUGCAGUGAUCCAAUAAAUGUUUAUUAUAUACAGUGGUGCUUUGAUAUACAAAUGAACCUGACUUCCCAGUUUUUCGAGAUAGGAGUUGUCGUGAGGCAUUUUUAUUUUUAUUUUUUUGUUUUUACUAGCAUGCGGCGAUAUUGGCGGAGUUAUAACCGUUAAAGUUUUGACAACAAAUGAAGCAAUACAUAUAGACAGACAAAAUAAUACAGAUAUAAUUUCAAUCCUCUGUGAAAAAUGAGUAAUAUUACUGCAGAGUAGUGAGUCACUUUCAGUAGUUGAGUGAUAAUCUUCAUGACUAUUAUACUGCCGCCUGGUGGCCAAAUCACACACACCAGAAGUAGCCGCAAUGAAUUAAUGCGCAAACUGUUCUUUACAUACGAUUGAACUAUGUUUUUACUUGUAUGUUUUUAUGCAGUGCAAUUAUUAUACAAUGCUAUUUAUUAAAAAAAACUAAACGUUUGUUGUUUUUGGGGGGAUGCUGGAACAGAUUAAUGGCAUUUCCAUUUAUUUCAAUGAGGAUAUUUGAUUUGAAAUACACGUUUUGAUUUACGAGCGUAGUCACGGAACAAAUUAAACUUGUAUUUCAAGGCACCACUCUAUUAUGAGCAUCAGCUGGUUGAAUGUUAUGGGUAUUUUAGAAGAGUUACUCUGAGGUUUUUAUUUUUUUUUGGACUUGUAUUCUUCAUACAUACAGCAGAGGCAGCACAGUGCAUAGUGGUUAGCACAUAUGCCUCAAGGCUUGAGGUUUGAAUCUCGGCUCUGGCCUUCGGCUUGUUGGAGUUGUGUGCGUUUUCUUCAGACACUCCAACUUGCUUCCACCCUCCAGAAAUCAUACACGGUAACUUCAUGGGGGACUUAAUUGCCCGUAGGUGUAACCCGUCUAUAUGUGUGUCCUGACUGGCUGUAACCCGAAUGAGGACAAGCAUUAAAGAAAAUGGAUGGAAGGACAUACAGUAUAGCAGAAAUCAUAUGUGGCACUUCUGGACAUUAUUUGUGAGCAUUGCGUUUUGGAUACAUCCCACAGAAUAAAAACUGUAAUGUCGAAACAUAGCUAUUAUGACAUAGUUCUUUGUGUGUAAAUAAUUCUAAUGCUCAAUUAAAUCCUAUUUUCAUUGUC
This is a messenger RNA of Phycodurus eques (leafy seadragon), 3856 nucleotides long. RefSeq names its product SUV3-like helicase (gene supv3l1). Gene Ontology annotation, biological process: mitochondrial RNA 3'-end processing; RNA catabolic process. NCBI's taxonomy places the organism in Eukaryota, Metazoa, Chordata, Actinopteri, Syngnathiformes, Syngnathidae. The transcript has 16 exons. Gene Ontology annotation, molecular function: hydrolase activity, acting on acid anhydrides; RNA helicase activity; ATP binding. The record is from RefSeq and is a predicted model, not a curated record. The coding region runs from base 131 to 2467 and encodes 778 amino acids. Gene Ontology annotation, cellular component: mitochondrial degradosome.